GACACUCUGAUUACAGACUGAGGAGGUUGUGGUGUUACAACCCCAGGACUGAGAAAAAAGACUCUUUACACAUAUUCACUUGUCUCCUGGUUAGGAGAAGUGACUAUUGAUGGAAAUAUUUUCCUUCUUCUUGUCUUUGUUUACAUUGUAUCCCAGAGAAGUUUUAAGUUGUUCAGGUUGAAACAUUUGCACUUAAAGUCUGUUAAGUUUCCUUUGAUGUAUCAGUGUCAAGCUGAUGUUUAAGAGGGUAUGUUAAGGACAGAUGUGCUCCAGUCCAUCAAUCCUUUAAAGUGCUGGACACCAAUGGUAAAUUGCCAUCAGACCCUAAAUAAAUUGUCCUCUGCUGUUAUCCAUAUUGUUUCACUCAUUCUUUUGUGAGUAGACGUAUUGGUUACACUUGCAAGUUAAUUUUUUUUAACUGCAAAGAACCCUGACAAUAUCGUGCUUUAAUUAUUUAACAUUGUAUGGUAUUCCUAUUUACUUCUCAAUUAAUAUGCAUGUUAACAGAUGUAUAUAGUUAUUACUUUAUGAUAUUGUUGGAGUGCCCGAUUUAAAAAAAAAAAUGACAAAAGAUAGAUUUCUCACAAAAUUAAAAGACUUUAUUGCAAUUUAAAAGUUAGAUAGUUAUGUAGGAUCUGGCUCCUACAGUCAAUCUAUAACUACUUACCCUUUUAAAAUUUUAUUUGAAGGUGAGAUUACCCAAAAAGGCUUUGAUAACAACGUGAAAAAGCUCCUGACAGCAGAAAAAUCAGAUGACACUACUUCAACACGUGGCAAUGAAUUUCUCAGUGCAGCAGAGGCCUUUGGUAAAGCCAAGAAACUACUACAGCCUCAAGUAAAGAAAAGGCAGUUUCCAUUGAAUGAUAAACGUUUGGACCAUGGCAAAUCAUUAUUGAAGGUCAGACUGGCUCCCAUGGAGUGGAAGCCAAGAACUCAUAGAAAGUGUGGACGGUACCAGAAGUUAAUAAUGGACAAAGCUCCACCUCGAAUCAUUCUGCAAGGCCAUGAAACCUAUGAUGAUUUAAUUACCAUAGGCAAAGAACGCUUCUGGCCAGAGCGUACUGAGGGGAGUGAGUUCACUCUUUGCCAUUCUGACAGGACCAGGUGGAGUAAGGAGGAGUUCCACAAAGAAUACAGAACUGUUUCUGAUAUUACACAUAUGUGGAAAAGAACACUAUACAUCGGGCGAAGACAACUGGAGAUCGUGUGUUUGGAUGAUCAAAGUUCCAUCUCAGAUGAAGACCCUGUAACUUAAGUGGGUGGUGAUGAAAGUUGCAGUUUAGAUGAACUUCCUGAAACCCUCAUAGGACAAAGUGUUGCAGAACAGGUAAAACCAUGGCUUCAUCUUGAGCAGACCAAUUAAUUUCUUAUCAUUGUCAUAAAUGUGGAUAUUUUCACAGUGCACCCUGCAAAAAGUAUAUCUUGGCUGAAUGUGUUCAUAGGAUUUCCAUCUAGAAACAUCCAGCUCAGCUGAAUUUGAAACAGGGAGAGUCAGAAAGAAAAGCCAGUCCAAGCAAAGGAAGGAGGAAAAUGUAGGGUCAUCUCUAGGUCCAGGUGGAGCAGUGAGCCAAGACAUGUUACCGCGUGCAGUUAUUGAGGCAAAAGAAGCUAUGGAAGGAGCUGAAGAGCUAUCUGAAGGUGCUGGAAAUAGUGGGCUUUUGAUAGAUUUUGCAGAGUCUUUCAACACAACUCCAAAAUCGCCAUCAUGUAAGCAUUCUUUCCCAUGUAGGGCUAACAUCAUAUCAUCAGACAAAAUUGUAAAUAAAGGUUUUCAUUCUUCACUAUUUGGUACUCAAGUUCCUGGGGUAAACCUAGAUAUUACUGAUCCAGCAGUUAAUAGAAGAAUGAUUAGCAGUAGCUGUAUGUUACUUUGUGUUUUUUAUCCCCAAGUGUAUCUUCCACGUGUUCCAUAUGUGGAAGAGGCUUUAAUUACAUACAGUGAGGACAAUCUACUGGGAGAAGGAACAUUUGGCAAGGUAUAUAGAGGUUCUUUUCAUGGUACUCCAGCAGCUGUUAAAAGGAUCAUGUGUGGCCAACAAGGGAUGGAGGACGGUGACAUUCAUCAUGAGAUAAAUGUUUCACUGAGACUGUCUCACCCCAACAUCGUCAGACUCAUGGCAGUUGCCCGCACUGAGUCCUGCUUUUUGUUGGCAGCUGAAUACAUUCAUGGCGCAACCCUGCAGCAAGUGCUUCACACAGACAGCUGCUUGGUGAAGCUUGAAGGGGAUGAUGCCGGUUUCAUAUCACUGGACUUAUCCAUGGCAGUAGAGUACAUCCAUGCACAGAGAAUCAUUCACCAAAAGCCAGCAAAUGUCAUGGUUCACCACCCUUCUAAGAUGGCAGUCCUGACAGACUGGGGCAUGGCAAACAUAAGAGACACUGUGAUGGUUCGUCAAGGGAGUAAGUUCACUGCCCAGGCUAUUGGUCCAGCUGGUGGCACAUAUCUUUACAUGGCCCCUGAAUGCAUACUGAUGUUUGAAGAGGCCUCGUUCCAGACAGACAUGUGGUCCCUCGGAGCCACAUACCUGGAGAUCCUGACGGGGUCCGCUCCGUGGAUGUUAAAAAACAAAGAGAACUGGCUGCACUAAUGGACACCAAAACCCCACCACAUGCCCUAUCACAUCUCAGUGACAAAAACAGUUUUCUUGGUGGUUUGGUGAGCUAUGACCCAGACUCAAGGCCUUCCGCAUCUGAUGUUGUUAAGUUUCUCAAGUCAGGCCUUGAUCUUACGAGCCGAUAUGGCUACAAGUGGUAAUGUUGCUACAGUCUGCAGUUCAAAAGUCUUUCAAUGUUAAUUAUAUUCUACAUUAUUGUUAACAAAAGUUGUGGUAAAUGAAACACUGAAUCAUUAUGAAAGAUCCUUGUGUUACGGAUUCAAAUAUUGGGGAUGGAUACAAGAGGAAAA
Neolamprologus brichardi is the source of this 2905-nucleotide messenger RNA. The record is from RefSeq and is a predicted model, not a curated record. NCBI's taxonomy places the organism in Eukaryota, Metazoa, Chordata, Actinopteri, Cichliformes, Cichlidae.